Saccharomyces cerevisiae S288C is the source of this 648-nucleotide messenger RNA. It is a transcript of the gene SEC4, whose product is annotated as Rab family GTPase SEC4. Gene Ontology annotation, cellular component: cytoplasm; plasma membrane; transport vesicle membrane. Lineage: Eukaryota; Fungi; Ascomycota; Saccharomycetes; Saccharomycetales; Saccharomycetaceae. Gene Ontology annotation, molecular function: GTPase activity; GTP binding. The transcript has a single exon. The coding region runs from base 1 to 648 and encodes 215 amino acids. The record is from RefSeq and is marked reviewed.
AUGUCAGGCUUGAGAACUGUUUCUGCUUCAUCCGGUAAUGGAAAGAGCUAUGACUCUAUUAUGAAAAUUUUAUUGAUUGGUGAUUCUGGUGUUGGGAAAUCAUGUUUAUUGGUUCGUUUUGUUGAAGACAAAUUUAACCCGUCAUUUAUCACCACCAUUGGUAUUGAUUUCAAAAUAAAGACUGUCGAUAUCAACGGUAAGAAGGUAAAGCUGCAACUUUGGGAUACCGCUGGUCAAGAACGUUUCCGGACAAUCACCACAGCGUAUUAUCGUGGUGCUAUGGGUAUCAUUCUUGUAUAUGAUGUGACAGACGAGAGAACAUUUACUAAUAUCAAGCAAUGGUUUAAAACCGUUAAUGAGCAUGCGAACGAUGAAGCACAGCUACUGUUGGUUGGUAACAAGAGCGAUAUGGAGACGAGAGUGGUAACAGCUGAUCAAGGUGAAGCCUUGGCUAAGGAGCUGGGUAUACCAUUCAUCGAGUCCAGUGCUAAGAACGAUGACAAUGUCAACGAGAUUUUUUUCACCUUGGCGAAGUUAAUCCAAGAAAAAAUCGACAGUAACAAGCUUGUUGGCGUCGGUAACGGUAAAGAGGGCAAUAUUAGCAUCAAUAGUGGGAGCGGAAACAGUUCUAAAUCAAAUUGCUGUUGA